Messenger RNA from Actinia tenebrosa (Australian red waratah sea anemone), 2161 nucleotides. RefSeq lists its product as uncharacterized. NCBI's taxonomy places the organism in Eukaryota, Metazoa, Cnidaria, Anthozoa, Actiniaria, Actiniidae. Gene Ontology annotation, cellular component: nucleus. The record is from RefSeq and is a predicted model, not a curated record. Gene Ontology annotation, biological process: mitotic recombination; double-strand break repair via homologous recombination; double-strand break repair via single-strand annealing.
AAAUAUCGAAACCUUGCGAAAAAAUAGUGAAUUUUAAAAGAUUUUAACCCUCUGCCCUCUAAAUUUUAAAGAAUUUUGGCUUCUUGAAGAUGGUCAUUGAGAAUCGUCCAUCUUCGUUCGGAAACUGUAAAUUUUCUAGAGAAGAGGAAGAAGCGAUCAACGGUGCUCUACAGCAAAAACUUGGUCCUGAGUAUAUUAGCCAGAGAGCAGGAGCUGGUGGACAGAAGCUUGCUUAUAUCGAAGGUUGGAGAAUUAUCAAGCUGGCUAAUGAGACAUUUGGGUUCAAUGGCUGGUCUCAUUCAGUCACACAUCAAAACAUAGAUUUCGUUGACCAGGUUGGUCAAAAAUAUUAUGUUGGGAUCAGUGCUUUUGUCAGAGUUCAACUAAAGGAUGGUGUGUUUCAUGAGGACAUUGGUUAUGGUGUAUCUGAGGGCAUGAAGUCCAAAGCUCUUGCACUAGAGAAAGCUAGAAAGGAAGCUGUUACUGAUGGACUUAAACGAGCACUAAAGUGUUUUGGUGAAGUAAUGGGUAACUGUAUAGGAGAUAAGGGAUAUCUGAAAUACAUUACCAAACAACCCAAACCUCCCAUGGAAGAUUUCAAUACCACAAAUUUUAAGAGGGAAGGAAUUCCAUUUGUGAAGCCAGCACGAAAAAGACCAGCAGAAUCUGAUGUUAAACAAGAGAUGCACCAAGAAAAUGAGGCAGCUAAUCUUCAUGGAGAACCAGUAGCAUUGACACCUACACAACUACGAAAAGAUAGAUUGAGUCCUGUGAUAUCAGAAGAUUCAGGGAGUUCUACUAAGUUUGAAGCAGUAUCGUACCAGUCUAAGAAAGAGGGCAGUCCCUCAGAAUACAAUCAGUCAAAACCUAUUCACACACAUAAUAAAAGUCACGCAAUAAAUAGUCAUCAUAAGAGUCACACAACACCAGGCCACAUCAGUGACAAAAGUCACACAACGCCCAAUAACACAUAUAAUGGCACUACAAGUGAUAAAAGUCAUGCAACAUCCAGUCACACAUAUAAAGGCUUUCCUGCUGAUAAAAGUCACACAACACCCAGUCACACAUAUAAUGGCAAUACAAGUGAUAAAAGUCACACAACACCCAGUCACACAUAUAAUGGCAAUACAANUGAUAAAAGUCACACAACACCCAGUCACACAUAUAAUGGCAAUACAAGUGAUAAAAGUCACACAACACCCAGUCACACAUAUAAUGGCAAUACAAGUGAUAAAAGUCAUGCAACAUCAAGUCACACAUAUAAAAACUUUCAUGCUGAUAAAAAUCACACAACGACCAGUCACACAUUUAAUGGCAAUACAAGUGAUAAAAGUCACAAAACACCUAGUCAUGUACAUAAUGGCCAUCCAAGUGAUAAAAAUCACACACCAUCUAGUUUCGCCAGUAACAAUAGUCACGCAACGACUAGGCAUAACACUGCAGGAAAAGGUCACACAACACCUCAUCACACAAAUAACAAAAGUCACACAUCUGAUCGAAAUAAUGGUCACAUAAACCAGAAUAAUUGUGCAACUUACAGUAGUUACCAACCAAAAAAUAAUAUUGGAUCUUUUAACAAAAGUCAUGUGACCACUGCCCACAAGAACCAUGAUAUGGACUCUUGUCAUCAAGAUGUCAAGAGUAACAGCACUACAUCUUGCAACAAGACAACUGUGAACACAGUUUCGAAUAAACAGCAUAAUAUUGAAGAAAAUGAACUUUCAAGUAUAUUACCUGAAGAUGAUUCUAUGAUAUGGAAUCAAUCUUUUGGUUUCGAUGAAGCGUUGUUAUCAUGUGAUGAAGAAUCUUUAACGGGAGAACAAGUUGACAAGAAGCUUCCUCCGAAUGAUCAGAAAAAUGUUGCCACAAGCGAGUUUCGCGCACCGUUUCAAGUCAUCUCAUCGCCGUACAGAAACAAUACGAUUAAGGGACAAUUCACUUGCGCGAAAACCUACAAUACGAGCGCAAAAAAUCAUCAGUUCUUGGCCAAAAAAGCUAUUUCAAAUGCUGUAUUACAGCCCCCAGAUAAUACCAAGCGACGAAGAGUUGAUGUACAAAGUUUCAAAUAAGAACAAAGGCAGAACAACCCACUUUCUUUUUAAACUGAAUCGUUAAAGUGCAAAUGAACCCUUUGACAAUACAUUCAGUACUGGUUCUGCAU